AUGACGGAAAUUAUGUCCACUGAAGAUACCAGAGAUCACGACCGAGUGGAUGAUAUCCUUAGAGGAUUUCAAGUGAAUUGGAUGAAUUUGCGUGAUGCUGAUUCAGGCAAGAUUCUCUGGCAGAACAAUGAAGAUAUGUCAAGUCCGGACGUGGAGCACGAGGCACGUGUACCGAAACGUAUCCUGAAGUGCCGCUGCGUCUCACGCGAAAUGAAUUUUAGCUCUACUGAAGCUAUGGAGAAGUUUCGUUUAGAACAGAAAGUGUUGUUCAAAGGACGUUGUUUGGAGGAGUGGUUCUUUGAGUUCGGCUACGUAAUUCCCAACUCGACCAACACGUGGCAGUCAGUGAUCGAGUCCGCGCCUGAAUCUCAGAUGAUGCCUGCCAAUGUUCUCAACGGGAACGUCGUCAUUGAAACGAAGUUCUUCGAUGGAGAUACUCUGAUCACCACAUCUCGAGUCAGACUAUUCUACGUAUAA
This is a messenger RNA of Arctia plantaginis, 477 nucleotides long. Lineage: Eukaryota; Metazoa; Arthropoda; Insecta; Lepidoptera; Erebidae. The record is from the annotation of a GenBank genome assembly.